AUGAACAACCUAUUCCCCCGUAUCGUUGCUCGCGAUGACAGCAACAGCGGACUCUCAAACGCCAUGGUCGACCUCCUCAUCGCCCUCCUGGUUCUCAUUCUGCUCUCCCUCGUUCUGGUCGGUGGCCUGCUCAUCCUCCGCCGCAAGCGUCAGUCUCGGAAGCAAAACUUGCUCCCAGUUCAUAAUGGAGAGUCUCUCAACAGACGCCGUUUAACUAUCUCCACGAACAAAAAUGACUCCGUGCUUGUCUAUGAUGAGAAACGCAGCCUCAUGGAGAACUCCUACAGCCCUCCACCUAGCCCUGUGCCCGAGAUCCGCAUUACCUUCCCAGAGGAGGAGGAUGCCAGCGGCAAACGUACCUCUGGCCGCAUGGUCGUUGUCCGAAUUAGUGAUGCGGGUAGCAUCGGCUUGGAACCCUGCCACGAGGAGCUUCCGCCCUACCAGAGCACCGACACCGGUCGCUUCCAGUCUCUGGACCUUGAGCGGAUGGGUGGAUUGAAGGAGAAAGAGACCAAGAUAUAUCAGUAA
Messenger RNA from Penicillium expansum, 528 nucleotides. RefSeq lists its product as uncharacterized. Lineage: Eukaryota; Fungi; Ascomycota; Eurotiomycetes; Eurotiales; Aspergillaceae. Bases 1 to 528 code for a protein of 175 amino acids. The transcript has a single exon. The record is from RefSeq and is a predicted model, not a curated record.